AUGUCAGGGCGCCGGUCGUGCGCGCCGUACGUGUGGCAGACGUCACGCCGCUGGGCAGCUGGCUGGAGGAAGCGCAGGCGGGUCGACGCGGUGCCCGAAUGCUUCAAGUCAUCCUCGGAACUGAACGUACACAGGCGCCUGCACACCGGGGAGCGGCCCUACACAUGCAGCGACUGCGGGAAGGGCUUCACCCGCUCCAAAAUCCUGAUGGAGCACCAGCGCACCCACACCGACGAGCGCCCGUACACCUGCGCCCUGUGCGGCAAGGGUUACACCCGCUCCACCUAUCUGCUGGUGCACCAGCGGAUGCACACCAGCGACCGUCCCAUCCACAGGCCCUUUGGCUGCUCUGACUGCGACAAGGACUUCAAGAGGGCAGGUGAGCUGAAGAUUCACCGGCGGUUGCACACGGGCGAGAUGCCCUAUGGCUGCUCCGACUGCGGUAAGAGCUUCAAGACGAUGUAUGAGCUGAAGAGCCACCGGCGGGUGCACAGCAGUGAGCGGCCCUUCACCUGCUCCGACUGCGGCAAAGCCUUCAAGUCAUCCUCGGAACUGAAUGUGCACGGGCGCGUGCACACCGGGGAGCGGCCCUACAGCUGUAUUGACUGCGGCAAAGGUUUCAAGUCAACCACGGACCUGAAGGUGCACUGGCGUCUGCACACCGGGGAGCGGCCCUUCACCUGCAGCGACUGCGGCAAAGGCUUCAAGUCGUCCACGCACCUGAAGGUGCACUCACGCUUGCACACCGGGGAGCGGCCCUUCACCUGCUCCGACUGCGGCAAAGGCUUCAAGUCGUCGACGCACCUAAAGACCCAUAUGCGCCUGCACACCGGGGAGCGGCCCUACACCUGCAGCGACUGCGGCAAGGACUUCACCCAAUCCGGCAGCCUGCAGGUGCACCAGCGCAUCCACACCGGCGAGCGCCCCUUCACCUGCACCCAGUGCGGCAAGGCCUUCACCCGCUCCAACUAUCUGCUGUCCCACCAGCGGGUGCACGCCAGCGACCGUCCCGUCCCCAGCCCGGUGUGUGGAGAGCACUUUGCCACGGCCUCCCAUGCCCUGUCUCACCAGCGCGUGCACACCAGUGGUCAGCCCUACGACUGUCCAUACAGCGGUGAGGCGUUUGACACCUCGCGGGGGUUGCAGCAGCACUGGCGGAUCGACGCCGGUGAGCGGCUGCUCCCACUGCAGCAAGCGUUUCAAGAGAGCACGGAGGCUGAGGAAGCACCAGCGGAUACACACCAGAGAGAGACCCUUUGUGUGCGCGAGAAGCGUUAUGAGUGCGACAUGUGUGGCAAGGCCUGGCAGCACCCAUUCCAGCUGGAGUCCCACCGGCGGGUGCACACGGGAGAAUGCCCCUUUGACUGCUCCGACUGCGGCAAGAGCUUCAAGACGGCGCAGGCCCUGAAGAUCCAUCAGCAGGUACACACGGGUGAGAAGCCCUAUAUCUGCUCCAUCUGUGGCAAGACCUAUGCCGGUUGGUCGGGACUGCAGCAGCACCGGCGGUUGCACAGCAGUGAGCGGCCCUUCACCUGCUCCGACUGCGGCAAAGGCUUCAUGUCGUCGCCGGACCUGUUGAUGCACAGGCGCCUGCACACCGGGGAGCGGCCCUACACCUGCAGCGACUGCGGGAAGGGCUUCACCUGCUCCAAAAUCCUGAUGGAGCACCAGCGCACCCACACCGACGGGCGCCCGUACACCUGCGCCCUGUGCGGCAAGGGCUUCACCUGCUCCACCUAUCUGCUGGAGCACCAGCGGAUGCACGCCGAUGACCGUCUCAUCCACGGGCCCUUUGGCUGCUCCGACUGUGGCAAGGACUUCAAGAGGGCACACCAGUUGAAGAUUCACCGGCGGGUGCACACGGGCGAGAAGCCCCAUGGCUGCUCCGACUGCGGCAAGAGUUUCAAGACAACAUAUGAGCUGAAGAGACAUCGGCGGGUGCACAGCAGUGAGCGGCCCUUCACCUGCUCCGACUGCGGCAAAGGCUUCAAGUCGACCACGGAACUGAAUCUGCACAGGCGCCUGCACACCGGAGAGCGGCGCUACACCUGCAACGACUGCGGCAAAGGCUUCAAGACGUCCACGGACCUAAAUGCGCACAGGCACCUGCACACCGGAGAAUGGCCCUACACCUGCAGUGACUGCGGCAAAGGCUUCAAGUCAUCCACGGACCUGAACAUCCAUAGGCGUCUGCACACCGGGGAACGGCCCUACACCUGCUCCGACUGCGGCAAAGGCUUCAAAUCAUCCACGCACCUGAAGGUGCACUCACGCUUCCACACCGGGGAGCGGCCCUUCACCUGCUCCGACUGCGGCAAAGGCUUCAAGUCGUCGACGCACCUGAAGGUCCAUAUGCGCCUGCACACCGGGGAUCGGCCCUACACCUGCAGCGACUGCGGUAAGGGCUUCACCCAAUCCGGCAGCCUACAGCUGCACCAGCGCAUCCACACCGGCGAGCGCCCCUUCACCUGCACCGAGUGCGGCAAGGCCUUCACCCGCUCCACCUAUCUGCUGUCCCACCAGCGGGUGCACGCCGGCGACCGUCCCAUCCCCAGCCCGGUGUGUGGAGAGCAAUUUGCCACUGCCUCCCACGCCAUGUCUAACCAGCGCGUGCACACCAGUGGCCAGGCCUAAGACUGUCCAUACUGUGGUGAGGCGUUUGACAGCUCGCGGGUGUUGCGGCAGCACUGGCGGAUCCACGCCGGUGAGUGGCUGCUCCCACUGCAGCAAGCGUUUCAAGAGAGCACGGGGGCUGCGGGAGCAUCAGCGGAUACACACCAGAGAGAGACCUUUUGUGUGCGCUGAGUGUGGCAAGGGUUUCACCUGCAUACCCAGCC
This is a messenger RNA of Amblyraja radiata (thorny skate), 2837 nucleotides long. Its product is annotated as zinc finger protein 850-like. Gene Ontology annotation, biological process: regulation of transcription by RNA polymerase II; embryo development. Gene Ontology annotation, molecular function: RNA polymerase II transcription regulatory region sequence-specific DNA binding; DNA-binding transcription factor activity, RNA polymerase II-specific. Bases 1 to 2634 code for a protein of 877 amino acids. Lineage: Eukaryota; Metazoa; Chordata; Chondrichthyes; Rajiformes; Rajidae. The transcript is spliced from 3 exons. Gene Ontology annotation, cellular component: nucleus. The record is from RefSeq and is a predicted model, not a curated record.